UGAAUGCCCUCCAAUCCUAUAAAGGCUAUCUGAUAUCACUGGCUGCAUUCUGUUUCCUUGUGAGCAUCAUUUACCAUUGGAAAAUAAUAAAGUGUGACAGACCAGGAAUACCUAUUUUAUCAACUGCAAGAAAGGAGCAAGUAAGCGAAAUUGAUAAGACAGUAAGUAGAAUUUACCAUCAGGUCGAUCAAACCAUUCCCACAACAAAUAUCACUGACAAAAUGAAAUCGACCAGUGCGGAAAAGAGCAAAGCCUUCCUAAAAUAUCCAAAAGACAGAUACUGUAUUGGAGACCGAUUGAUAGUACAAGUUGAUGUGUUUGACUACGUGGGCAGAAGGAAAACCUACAGUGGAGACUAUUUAAGGGCAAGAAUGUCAACAAGCACGCUCGGGGCGGGAGCUUCCGGGAGGAUUGAGGAUUUCAAUAAUGGUACCUAUCAUGUCCACUUCAUCUUAUUCUGGGAAGGUACAAUUAAUAUUACAAUUUUUAUGAUGCACCCAAGUGAAGGGGCAUCAGCCCUGUGGAUUUAUAGAAAUAAAUGGCAUGGCUACGUAGGCCAUGUGGGCAAGUUCGAAGCGUCUCAGCGAUACAUAGAGACAAGGUGUGGAUUUGACCUUGAUGAAGACAACGAACUGUGUGAGUAUAAAGAGGAAAAAGACGAAGAACACUUCUAUUGUAUCAAGCCUGAGGGGUUUAGCUGUGAUUCUCUUACUCACGUGAAGAGCUGGCGUAGACACAAGACGUUACUGACUAGUCUUGAAGAGAGCUUAUUUGACGCGCCUAAUGUCAGAGUUGAAAUUCCAAAAGACUUUGACCACAUCCAUGUAUUUCGAUGUAAGAAUAGUAUUAGUCUCACUAAUGAAACAUGCAAAAUUGGAACAGAGUUGGAGUACCCCAGUGGAUAUGUUAUAAAAGAUGUGUGGCACCCAAAGGGAUGCAGGGCGCUGACCUAUAAAACCUUGGAUGAGCUUCAUAAGUGCUUCACACAUAAGUUCAUUUACCUUUUGGGAGACUCAACUUUAAGAAUGUGGAUGUUUUACUUUCAGAAGCAUGUCAAGACACUGAAACCGUUCAUUCUCCAUGAAGAUAACUGGGCACGUCAGCUUUUAGGCUUCGAUGUGAACAACAAUAUGAAAAUGUCUUGGAAGAGGCACACCUACCCUUUUAUCAGCAGCUCGUAUCAAUCAUGGAAAGAGGAGCGCACCAUUGCUCGUGAAAUCGACUUAAUAAGAGGUGAUAAGAGAACUGUGAUCGUACUGAACAUUGGCGUGCACUUCAGAGCCUACCCCGUCUAUUACUUCAUUAAGAGACUCUGCAAUACACGCCGGGCUAUACAGCGUUUGUUCCUUAGAAGCCCGGAAACCAAAGUGAUAAUUAAAACAGAGAACACAAGCCCCAUGAAGAAAAAUUUCGAAACAAUGAGUGAUUUUCAUGCUUCUGUACACUAUUUUAUCAUGGAAAUGGUAUUCAAGGGCCUCAAUAUUGGCUUUGUUAAUGGCUGGGACAUGACCAACUCAUUUGACACCAAUGAUAUUCAUCCUUCGGAAAAUGUUAUUGAGAAUGAGAUUAAAAUGCUGAUGACGUAUAUCUGUUAAAAUGGUUAUCCCACAAGUGUAAAACUUUUUUUUACUCACCGAUCUCAAAGACUUUUUUCCAUUUCUGUGGGUGGACAGCAGCUCAUUAAGCAUCUUCAUCUCCCAGGAUGCAUUUUCCUUAACUCUUGUUAAUUUCUUUUGUCCCUGAACAGAAAAUAGUCCCUCACAUAUAG
Messenger RNA from Bufo bufo (common toad), 1768 nucleotides. Its product is annotated as NXPE family member 1-like. The transcript is spliced from 5 exons. The record is from RefSeq and is a predicted model, not a curated record. NCBI's taxonomy places the organism in Eukaryota, Metazoa, Chordata, Amphibia, Anura, Bufonidae. Bases 222 to 1595 code for a protein of 457 amino acids.